CAUGGAGGUUAGAGCACUGUCUAUGCAAGCAGCGAGAUGUCCCACAGAUGAACUAUCAUUAACCAACUGUGCUGUGGUGAAUGAGAAGGACUUCCAGUCUGGGCAACAUGUUGUUGUGAAGACUUCUCCCAACCACAAGUAUAUUUUCACACUGAGAACCCAUUCCUCAGUUGUUCCUGGCAGUGUCGCGUUCAGCCUGCCCCAGCGAAAAUGGGCUGGACUUUCCAUUGGACAAGAGAUAGAUGUUUCUUUAUACACUUUUGACAAGGCUAAGCAAUGUAUUGGCACAAUGACAAUUGAGAUAGAUUUUCUGCAGAAGAAGAACAUUGACUCCAACCCCUAUGACACAGACAAAAUGGCUGCUGAAUUCAUCCAACAUUUCAACAGCCAAGCCUUCUCAGUAGGACAGCAGCUUGUGUUCAGUUUUAAUGACAAACUUUUUGGCCUGCUGGUAAAGGACAUGGAAGCUAUGGAUCCCAGCAUCCUCAAAGGAGAGCCUGGAGUGAGCAAAAAGCAGAAGAUUGAGGUUGGUUUGGUUCUUGGGAACAGUCAAGUUGCCUUUGAAAAAGCUGAGAACUCUUCUCUCAAUCUGAUUGGUAAAUCAAAGACCAAGGAGAACCGCCAGUCAAUCAUCAACCCAGACUGGAAUUUUGAGAAAAUGGGCAUUGGAGGCCUCGACAAAGAAUUCUCAGAUAUUUUCAGACGAGCCUUCGCGUCUCGAGUUUUUCCACCUGAAAUUGUGGAGCAAAUGGGCUGCAAGCAUGUGAAAGGUAUUCUCUUAUAUGGACCUCCAGGCUGUGGCAAAACGCUCAUGGCUAGACAGAUUGGCAAGAUGCUGAAUGCAAGAGAGCCAAAGGUGGUCAAUGGUCCAGAAAUCCUCAAUAAAUAUGUGGGCGAGUCUGAGGCCAACAUCCGCAAGCUAUUUGCUGAUGCAGAAGAAGAGCAAAGAAGGCUUGGAGCAAACAGUGGUGUUCAUAUCAUCAUUUUCGAUGAGAUUGAUGCAAUCUGCAAGCAGAGAGGGAGCAUGGCUGGUAGCACUGGAGUCCACGAUACCGUUGUAAACCAGUUGCUGUCUAAAAUUGAUGGAGUGGAGCAGCUCAAUAACAUCCUAGUCAUUGGAAUGACCAACAGACCUGACCUGAUUGAUGAGGCUCUGCUGAGACCAGGGAGACUGGAGGUGAAGAUGGAGAUUGGCUUGCCAGAUGAGAAGGGUCGAUUUCAGAUUCUUCAUAUCCACACGGUACGGAUGCGAGAACAUCAGCUGCUGGCUGAAGAUGUGGACAUUGCGGAGCUGGCAGUUGAGACUAAAAACUUCAGUGGUGCUGAAUUAGAAGGUUUAGUUCGAGCUGCACAGUCUACUGCUAUGAACAGACACAUCAAGGCCAGCAACAAAGUGGAAGUGGAUAUGGAGAAGGCAGAAAGCUUGCGUGUGACAAGAGGAGACUUCUUUGCAUCUUUGGAGAAUGAUAUCAAACCAGCAUUUGGAACCAACCAGGAAGACUAUGCAAGUUAUAUCAUGAAUGGUAUUAUUAAGUGGGGUGAUCCUGUAACAAGGGUAUUGGAUGAUGGGGAGCUGCUUGUUCAACAAACUAAGAACAGUGACCGUACUCCACUGGUUAGCGUUCUUCUAGAAGGUCCCCCCCACAGUGGGAAGACUGCCUUAGCAGCAAAGAUAGCAGAAGAAUCCAACUUUCCCUUUAUCAAAAUCUGUUCUCCUGAUAAGAUGAUUGGAUUUUCUGAAACAGCCAAGUGCCAAGCUAUGAAGAAGAUCUUUGAUGAUGCAUACAAAUCCCAGCUCAGCUGUGUUGUAGUGGAUGACAUUGAGAGACUUCUAGAUUAUGUCCCUAUCGGACCACGGUUCUCUAAUCUGGUGUUGCAAGCCCUUCUUGUACUGCUAAAGAAGGCCCCCCCACAGGGUCGCAAGCUUCUAAUCAUUGGAACUACCAGUCGCAAAGAUGUACUGCAGGAAAUGGAAAUGCUGAAUGCCUUCAGCACUACUAUUCAUGUGCCCAAUAUUGCAACAGGAGAGCAGCUGAUGGAGGCGUUGGAGGUGAGAAAUGGGUACCUCCCAAACAACCGCAGCACCAUUGCGCAGAAUGUCAAAGGGAAGGCCGUCUGGAUUGGUAUCAAGAAGCUGCUGAUGCUGAUAGAAAUGUCAUUACAAAUGGAUCCUGAGUAUCGGGUGAAAAAAUUCCUGGCUCUUCUGAGAGAAGAAGGAACGUAA
Molecule: messenger RNA, 2224 nt
Organism: Struthio camelus australis
Lineage: Eukaryota; Metazoa; Chordata; Aves; Struthioniformes; Struthionidae
Source: RefSeq, a predicted model, not a curated record